This is a messenger RNA of Closterium sp. NIES-67, 1594 nucleotides long. The record is from the annotation of a GenBank genome assembly. Lineage: Eukaryota; Viridiplantae; Streptophyta; Zygnematophyceae; Desmidiales; Closteriaceae.
CAGUUAUUAUGCGGGGGAGAAAGAAAGGGGGGACGACAAAGGGGGAGGAACGGAGGGGGGACAGCAAAGGGGGAGGAACGGAGGGGGGACAGCAAAGGGGGAGGAACGGAGAGGGGACGACAAAGGCGGAUAAUGGGAGGGGGGACGACAAAGGGGGGGGGAACGGAGGGGGGACGACAAAGGGGGAGGAAAGGAGGGGGGACGGCAAAAGGGGAGGAACGGAGGGGGGACGGCCAAGGGGGAGGGACGGAGGGGGGACUACAAAGGGGGAGGGACGGAGGGGGGACUACAAAGGGGGAGGGACGGAGGGGGACGACCAAGGGGGAGGGGCGGAGGGGGGACGACAAAAAGGGGAGGGGCGGAGGGGGGACGACAAAAGGGGGGGAACGGAGGGGGGACGACAAAGGGAGGAGGAACGGAGGGGGGACGACAAAGGGGGAGGAACGGAGGGGGGACGACAAGGGGGGAGGGAUGGAGGGACGGCAAAAGGGGGGGGAACGGAGGGGGGACUACAAAGGGGGAGGUACGGUAGGGGGACGACUAAGGGGGAGGGGCGGAGGGGGGACGACAAAGGGAGGGGGAACGGAGGGAGGACGACAAAGGGAGGAGGAACGGAGGGGGGACGGCAAAGGGGGAGGAACGGAGGGGGACGACAAAGGGAGGGGAACGGAGGGGGGACGGCAAAAAGGGAGGAACGAGGGGGGACGCCCAAGGGGGAGGGACGGAGGGGGGACUAUAAAGGGGGAGGGACGGAGGGGGGACGACUAAGGGGGAGGGUCGGAGGGGGAACGUCAAAGGGGGAGGGGCUGAGGGGGGACGACGAAGGGGGGGGAAGAGAGGGGGACGGCCAAGGGGGAGGAACGGAGGGGGACGGCCAAGGGGGAGGAACGGAGGGGGGACGACAAAGGGGGAGGGAUCGAGGGGGGACGACUAAGGGGGAGGGGCGGAGGGGGGACGACAAAAGAGGCAUGGGCGGAGGGGGACGACAAAGGGGGGGAACGGAGGGGGGACGACACAGGGGGGAAAGGAGGGGGGACGACAAAGGGGAGGAAAGGAGGGGGGACGGCAAAAGGGGAGAAACGGAGGGGGACGGCCAAGGGGGAGGGACGGAGGGGGGACUACAAAGGGGGAGGGACGGAGGGGGGACGACAAAGGGGGGGGACGGAAGGGGGACGGCAAAGGGGGAGGGGAGGAGGGGGGACGAAAAAAGGGGGGGAACGGAGGGGGGACGAGAAAGGGAGGCGGAACGGAGGGGGGACGACAAAGGGGGAGGAAAAGAGGGGGGACGACAAGGGGGAGGGAUGGAGGAGGGACGGCAAAGGGGGGGAACGGAGGGGGGACGGCAAAAUGGGGGGAAUGGAGGGGGGACGGCAAAGGGGGAGGAACGCAGGGGGGACGACAAAGGGGGAGGAACGGAGGGGGGACGGCAAAAGGGGAGGAACGGAGGGGGGGCGGCAAAGGGGGAGGAACGGAGGGGGGACAGCAAAGGGGGAGGAACGGAGUUGGGACGACAGAGGGGGAGGAACGGGGGGACUAGAGCUCACCUGCAGAACUAAGUGUGAACUAGGACUACGGUAGGUGGGAGCAAGGAUUA